Molecule: messenger RNA, 549 nt
Organism: Scutellospora calospora
Lineage: Eukaryota; Fungi; Glomeromycota; Glomeromycetes; Diversisporales; Gigasporaceae
Source: the annotation of a GenBank genome assembly
CUAUAGAAAGUUAUUUACAUAAACUUUACCAAUCAAAGCAAAGUUGGGCUUGUUGUUUUACAACACAAGUUUUUAAUGCUGAAAUUCAGAGUACGCAAUGUGUAGAAUGCUACAAUAAUCUUAUUAAGUCUAGUGUUAACCAAACAUCGUCUUUAAUUAAAUUAAAUAAUGCAAUUCAGGAGCGUCUUGAUUCAGAAAAUAAGUGUUAUUCAUAUAAUAUUUUACAAGAACAUUAUGACAAUGAACCUGAACUUACUGAUGAAUGUAUUGAAGACAAUUAUGACUCGCAACAAAUAUAUAUUAACUCUAUGCUAAACAAUAUGUUAGAUAAUAAAAUUCAAGAAGCUUGGCAUGUAGUUAGACUUACGGGAUCUAAAAAACCUAAUAAAAAAUUCCUACAAGAUCGAAUACAUUAUAGUAAAAGUUAUAGAUUGUUGCAAACCAUUCUAACAUUAGCAAUAGAGAUAAAAACUGAUGAAGAAGUAAAUGAUUGGUAUCAUCAAUUUAUUCAGCAAAAGAAAGAGCUUCUAAAAGCUAAUACUGCGUCAA